AUGAGAGGAGGAAUCCGAGGUCUGAAACUCAACAGAACAUGCCCCACCCUUACUCACUGCCUGUUUGCAGAUGACACAGUCAUCUUUGGGGAAGCUUCCUCGGGAGAAGCGGGGAGAAUUCUUAACAUCCUCAAUGACUACGGGAAGAUUACAGGGCAGGAAGUCAACAAGGACAAAUCGUCAAUUUUUUCCAGCUACAACGUAUCAGAGGAAGAGAAAAACAGUAUCAUACAAGCGGUGGGAUUCACAGACACUGUCACCCACUCUACUUAUCUGGGAGUACCUACUGAGUGGGGAAGGUCAAAGAGAGAAACCUUCAAGUUCCUAUUACAGAGGAUGGAAAGCAAAGGAGAGUCGUGGAAAAGCCUCCUCUUAUCUCCAGGAGGUAAAGAGAUCCUACUAAAAGCUGUUUUCCAAGCCAUCCCCUCAUAUAUCAUGAGUAUGUUUCUUCUCCCUCGAACAACCACAAAGAAGAUGGACUCGAUGUUGAAAAUGUUCUUCUGGGGAGGGAACAUGACAAAAAAGACAAUCCAUUGGCGGGCGGGCCACGUCUUAUACGCCCCAAAAGAGGAAGGAGGGCUAGGAUUCAGACCGUUUCACACAUUCAACAUGGCCUUAUUGGCAAAGCAGGCUUGGAGAUUACUCACUAAUCCGGGAGCAUUAUGGGUUAAGGUUGUUAAGAGCAUCUAUUUCCCGAAAGAGGACUUCCUCAAAGCUAAGAAGGGAAGCAAAGCCUCGUGGGUCUGGGCGAGCAUUUGGGAAGCUAAGUGCUGGAUGAAGCAGGGGGUGAUCAGGGUCAUUGGGAAUGGUUUGACAACAAGAAUGUUUCACGAUCCAUGGAGAUUUGAUCGACCAGGGCCCCUUACUGACAAUGGGUAUGCCAAUGUAACAGUUAAUGCUGCUUUUAUCGAUCCUAUUGCAAGACAAUGGAGGGUGGACCUACAGGAACAGUUCCUUGACCCGCAAGAAAUCCUUCUCACAAGGGCCACUCCAAUUGGUCCAUCAAAUAUGGAAGAUUUCUGGGCAUGGAGGGAGUCCGAAAAAGGGGAUUUCUCAGUCAAAUCUGCGUUCCACAUGUUCCACAACCAGACUAGAGGGGCACAAGGAGCAAUUACCCCUUUUCCUGAAUCAACAAAAGACAAAUGGAAAUGGCUAUGGAGCUUGUCCAUACCACCGAAGCUGAAGUUUUUUGUUUGGAGAUGUGCAAAGAAUGCCCUGGCUAAGAAGAUGAACUUAUUCACUAGAAAAUGCGCCAACUCUGAAGCAUGUCCACUCUGCAACUUUCCGGCUGAAUCAUUACACCACUGCCUCUUCACCUGUCCACACGCUGCGACUAGUUGGUGCCAUGAUUGGCCGGACCUCUCACCACCCCCACCUCUCACCAACAUUCUGGACUGGCUGGUUUCUCUUCAGGCUAGGUUCCAUGAGAGUUCCAUCCAGCAUAUGAUCUUCCUCAUGUGGCAGACAUGGAAGGCCAGGAAUGAACGGAUUUUCUCGGGGACCCUUCCAAGCCCACCUUUAACCUCCUUCAAAGCCCAGUCUGCGCACCAUCAAUGGAACACUUGCCCGAAGAAGAUUCCAGACCCACCAUAUCAAACUCAGCACACUCCACCCCCUGAACAGACCUCCCCACCGCCUAGUAUUCAUGAAUUUGAAAUACACUGUGAUGGCUCCUUCUUCUCCGAGCCACAGAAGGCGGCAUAUGGCGUCGUUGUAAUGAAUUGCCAUGAAUAG
Linum trigynum is the source of this 1734-nucleotide messenger RNA. NCBI's taxonomy places the organism in Eukaryota, Viridiplantae, Streptophyta, Magnoliopsida, Malpighiales, Linaceae. The record is from the annotation of a GenBank genome assembly.